Messenger RNA from Drosophila takahashii, 1100 nucleotides. RefSeq names its product ribonuclease H2 subunit B. NCBI's taxonomy places the organism in Eukaryota, Metazoa, Arthropoda, Insecta, Diptera, Drosophilidae. The record is from RefSeq and is a predicted model, not a curated record. Gene Ontology annotation, biological process: RNA catabolic process. Gene Ontology annotation, cellular component: nucleoplasm; ribonuclease H2 complex.
UACAUUUAACACUUAGUUUUGAUUAAAUUACCCGGCAGAAUGAGCAAGAAGGCAACGCGCGGCAGCAAACCGAAACCGGAACCGGAUGCGGAGGGAUCUGGCAAGAAGACAACGGCCGCUUCGCUGAAGAAGGUGAUGUUUCUGUCGCAGGAACUGCUGCCCAAGGAUGCGGACGAAGGGCGCCUCCGGCUGGAGCGCUUCUUUCACCCUGGCCAAGGGAAGGAGGCGCUGUUCGUCACCCAUCCCGAUGGCCAGAUGAUGGAGCUGCUGGAGUACGCGGAGCCGCGUCGCAGUUGGCUGGUGAAUAGCGAGGUCUGCUCGAAUGGCAGGAUCUACAUGACCACGCCCGUGGAUCCCACGCUCCUGGCCCUCCAUCACCUGCGGAAGCACUGUGCUCAGCGCGCAAUGUCGCUGGACAACAUUGCGGUGGAGGAGGCCAGCACCAGCCGCCUGCUCAACGAGAUCCUCGCGCCAGAGAGCCUGAAGUGUGUGGCGGAUGUGAAGAGCUCCGGCGACCAGCGGUUCUACAAGUACAACCAGGAGCGAACGCUGGCCUGGCUGGCGCUCAAGGCGCGCCAGGUGGCGGGCGUCCUGAAGGAGAAGCAGAUCCACUGCGGGCACAGUGCCCAGUCGCAGAACUUCGUGCGCAGCGAGAAGGUGGCGGCGGAAAGUGUCAGCCACGAAAUGGACUACACACGCAUGGCCUGCGACAUUGUGGGCCGCUACUUGGAUGCGGAUCUGCAUGGCCUGCUCACCGCCUACCUGCACAUUCCCAGCGAGAUUCAGGCGAUGGUCGAGGAGAAGGCCGCCGCCCAGAAGCGGAAAUCGAAGGCGGGCCAGGACGAGGGCAGCGACUCCAAGAAGAUCAAGCUCAACGAGAGCGAUGCCGCCGCGAAGCUUAAGAGCAGCGGCCUGGUGGACAGCGACAACGAUCCCAAUGCCAGCAUCACAUCGCCCACGUCGGCGGCUCCGCUCAAGGAACGCUCGCUGACCGCCAAGGAAAAGGCCCUGGCCAAGGGCGCCAAGGGCACCAAGAGCAUCGCAUCGUUCUUCAAAGUGAAGUAGAUUUAGGUUUCGGAUAAGUUAUUAAUAGGUUCAUG